AUGGCAUUUAAAAUAUCUAAACUAAUUGAACACGAAAAAUAUGUAGAAAAAUUUUACAACAUAAAUUUCAUAAGUAAACAUUCUUAUGAAGUUCGCGACUACUCUACGAUAACAGCGUUCGAAGACAGUUUAAGUCUUAUACUUGACCAAUUCAGUAAAUAUUAUUUAUCGGUAUUUCCUACUGAGACAAAAGUAAAUGAUUUAUGUAAACGAUUAGAAACCAAUCCAAGCAAUGAAUAUGAUUUACGAAUACGAAAAGACUAUGUGGUAAAUAUAUGUUUACAUAUUGUACGAUGUAUAGAUUAUUUGUACGUUAGCGGAUUAUACAGAAAUAAAAAACUGUUCAAUUUGUACAAAUCGCAUAGCUUGCUUUGUAGAACAAUACAACAAUUUUUCACAGAACAUUGUAAACAAUCAAAGGUCACCGAUGACGAAAUGACUAUUAGUUGCAAUGUCAAAAAGUUACAUAUUGUGUUAAGAGAAAUAAUAUAUUUUGAACAAAUUACUGAAGAAGAAUCCCUUAAGUACCAAGAAAACACAGUAUACCAAAGUAAUGCUACAAAAUUUGUAAAAUUAGAAUUCGAACUCAUGAGUGAUAUUGAUUGGACGGAAACAUUUUUUAACGAUAGUGCCCAAUACAAUAUUUUUAAACAAACGCCAACACAGAAUGUAGAACGACUUAAUCAUCAAACACUAUGCGAUACAAUAAAUUUAGAAAAAUCAUUUAAAAAACAUAGUCAAAAGUAUUCAAAAGACAUUAAAACAAAUAAAUGUGCACCACUGUUGUUAACUAAGUUUAGAUCAACAUAUGACGAGGUAAAAAAUUUAAUACUCUAUUCGCUCCAAAGGCUUGAAGAGUAUUUUACAUUUAUGCUUCAAAGCUCCAAUAAUACCAUGUACCAAUUAAACGAGGACCAAAUCAAUCAAAAUGUGUUAAGUCCAUUCAAAAAAUUAUGUGGUGAUGUACCGGAAAUACUUCUUUAUAUACAUGACCAUCAAACCAAUGACCCGAUUGAAUUAACUUUGUUUAAUCUGUUUUUAUCACUUUGCGGAAAUCACAUGGAUUUUAUCGAUCUCCGGUGUCCCGCUAAACACGAAAGUGUAUUUAAUAGCGUAUUAUUAUAUCAGGAGAAAUGUAUUAGGGAAGCGAUAAGAGUUAAAUUACUGUGGAAUUUUUAUGUUCGUAAUGAUAAAAUUUUGGAAGUAGAUCAAUUCACGACAAAUUCAACUAUUAAUAAUGAUUGUUCAGAGUUAAAUUACAAAUAUAUUAAGGAUAUUUCUACAUCCAUAACUGAGUUCUACACUAAAAAAGGAAACGAAGUCAUAAUAUGGACCACGUAUGAUUGGUUAAGUUUAAAAUAUUUACUCACCGAAGUAUACGAAGAUAAUAUCGACAUUAACGGGAUAAAAUACAAUAAGAUGGACAUAGAAAAUGUACCAUUUACAUUUUCGGAGAUUUACUAUUAUUUUUUACCUUUGAAUGCAAGUAUCACCAAAAUUUUAUUUUUUCAAAAUAUAAUUUUAUGUAAUUAUCUGGACGAAAUAAUGAAUAUGUACGUUUACCGACAUGCAAUAUCGAUUGUUGUUUACUUUGAGAAUCGAGUUCAUAACAAAAAAAACGAAAUAAAAAUAUCAAGUUUGAGGAACUCUCUUAUGUGGUAUGAAAAAAGCCGAUAUAAAUUCUUUUUAAGUCUAACUCUUAAAUGUGAAACUAAGGACAGUGUAUUAAAAAUAAUAACAGCUAUUAAUAAAUUUAAAAANCCAAAAUAUCAUUUUAUGUAAUUAUCUGGACGAAAUAAUGAAUAUGUACGUUUACCGACAUGCAAUAUCGAUUGUUGUUUACUUUGAGAAUCGAGUUCAUAACAAAAAAAACGAAAUAAAAAUAUCAAGUUUGAGGAACUCUCUUAUGUGGUAUGAAAAAAGCCGAUAUAAAUUCUUUUUAAGUCUACCAGUUAAAUGUGAACCUAAGGUCAAUAUAUUAAAAAUAAUUACUGCUAUUAAAAAAUUAAAAGACGAUAGUAACUUUUCCGAAAUUCGUAACAACAUACCAAGUACUACAUACGAAGAACAAUAUAGUGCAAUCAAAACUAAAGUUGUUUUGAAGAAUAUGAUUGACUAUUUUAACUCUUAUUUGAAAAGAAAUUGUUUUGCAGCAAUUGAUUUUGUAGGCAAAUUUGUUGAUAUCGUACGUAAAUCGACUAAAGUAAUAAACCCUUCUAAUUCACAUUAUGAUUCAAACAUUGACGAAUUACCGUGUCAUGAUUUAAAUUCUUCCUAA
Cinara cedri is the source of this 2278-nucleotide messenger RNA. The record is from the annotation of a GenBank genome assembly. NCBI's taxonomy places the organism in Eukaryota, Metazoa, Arthropoda, Insecta, Hemiptera, Aphididae.